This is a messenger RNA of Ogataea angusta, 1455 nucleotides long. RefSeq lists its product as uncharacterized. The transcript has a single exon. NCBI's taxonomy places the organism in Eukaryota, Fungi, Ascomycota, Pichiomycetes, Pichiales, Pichiaceae. Gene Ontology annotation, molecular function: 2-oxoglutarate-dependent dioxygenase activity. The record is from RefSeq and is a predicted model, not a curated record. The coding region runs from base 1 to 1455 and encodes 484 amino acids.
AUGAAGAGGCUCCGAGGUGCCGAACAUCCACAGAGAACUUUGAGGAAAAGUAACGCUACACAUGAGGUCGACACCAUAGACGCUACAGAGGCCACUCCCGCUGCGUUUGAGUCGCGCUACAUCUUGAAACGUCAGCCGUGUUUGAUCCAAGGCUUGGUGGCCGGGUUUGAUCUGGAAUCGUUCCGUCUUGAUAAUCUGGCAAAUUUUUUACAAUGUGACGAUUUUUUGCAGGUGGAGCGCAAGUCCAACGGUGGUUACGGCACCGGAGAAAAUAGGAUCCGCUUAAAACUUGCAGACUUGGUGGAGAGGCUGAAAAAUGGCGAUCACUCUUUGUAUUUAACUACCCAGUAUGACGAAGACGAUUGUGUGUCGGACGACGAGUCUGACGGCGAAUUUCCGCAAACGGGAAUUGCCCCUGUCCCGACCGAUACGGAUUCAGAACUGGGCUCGGUUGAUCUCGACAAUUUCCACGACGACUUUGACGAUGACGGCGACAAUUCCGACGACGGGGAAUUUUCCGCCAAUGCAGAUGAAACGUCUCUUGACACUGCUCGUGCCCGUGUGCAAGAGUUUCUGCAAAAACCGCUUACCAACUUACACCGCACGUGGACCAUGGACCUGCUGCGGCCGGGCUUACUCGCCGGCCUGGUGCCACAGCAAAUAAACCUAUGGAUGGGCCGUGCAGACCCAGAUUCCCGGCUGCUCUUCGACGAGUCAAAGCCGCUGCUGGGCCUAGGCAGAUCGCUCCCCUCUCCAGGCGCCUCGUCGUCGGGUCUUCACCACGACCACGCCGACAACUUGUACAUACUGGUAUCGGGGAGAAAAAGAUUCACCUUGUUCCCGCCCACAGACGCUCCCAGCCUGUACACUGUCGGCGACAUUGAAACAAUCUACCCGUCCGGAGUCAUUGACUACACGCGCAACGAAAACGCGCCGUUCUGGAAGCACGUGCGCGAGGACGGUGCGCUGGUUGAGCAGGUCGCCCUGUGGCGACUGGAGCGAGAGUCGCUCGACGAGGAGGAAAGAAAACGACUCGAGGCUGUCGCAGAAGGCGAAUCCGGCGUGCACGAAGAAAAAGCCCGCCACGGAAAGACGAAAAGAGACCCUCCUUCCUUCUCCAGAAUACCUCCUGCCCUGCUGCAUCUGGACGAUGUGCAGGACGCCGAACAACGGGCAAAAAUGCAACGCCUUAUAGACACGGAGUUCCCGCGGCUGAAACAGUGCAAGCCACUACAGGUGACAAUAGAACCCGGCCAAAUGUUGUAUUUGCCGGCAGGGUGGUUCCACGAGGUGUCGUCCUUUGGCAGCGGCGACGAGCAAAUCCACAUUGCGGUGAAUUACUGGUUUGCGCCGCCGGCGAAUCGCUCACCACCCCUGUACGCCGACAGCUACUGGACUGAGGAUUUUGACGAAACGAGCAAGUGUCUUCGUGUGCUGCACAGCCUGGACCGAUAA